AUGUUCCGCUUUAUUGCCAUCUGUGCCCUGGCCACCAUUACCGCAGCUGCGCCUGGUUUCGUGGAGGAGCAUCAUGUGGUGGCUGCACCAGUUGUCGCCAAGGUGGGCGCUGUGGUUCACAGUGCACCCGUGGCCACCUCCCAUCAGAGCUUCACGCAGUUCCACAACCAGGCGGUCAUCACGCCCGUGGUCAAGCAUGUUGUGCCCGUUGUCAAACAUGUGUCACCCGUAGUUCCUGUGGUCAGUCAUGUAGCUCCAGUGGUGCCCGUUGUCAAGCAUGUGGCUCCCGUUGUGCACCACCAGACCUAUGUGGCUCCCGUGUCCGUUGUCAAGACUCUGCCGCAUGCCGUCUCCCACCAGAGCCACACACAGAUCCACCAGAAGACCAUCGUCAGCCCAGUCCUCAAGACCAUCGCAACUCCAGUGGUGCCCGUGGUGAAACAUGUGGCCGUUGCUCCCGUCGCUCACGUCUACCACCAUUAA
Messenger RNA from Drosophila montana, 483 nucleotides. Its product is annotated as A-kinase anchor protein 14. NCBI's taxonomy places the organism in Eukaryota, Metazoa, Arthropoda, Insecta, Diptera, Drosophilidae. The record is from RefSeq and is a predicted model, not a curated record. The coding region runs from base 1 to 483 and encodes 160 amino acids. The transcript has 2 exons.